CAGAUGGGGGAGAUCAAUGGCACAUUCCAGCCGGAGACUAAAUCCUGAGCAGUUGUGGCUUUUUUCUGCUCCGCCGAGGCACAGAGCAAAAUGAACUGAACAUGGUGGCGUUUGGAAAUACGGAGUUCAGCGCACAGUUUGGUUCACUGUUUCUUCUGAAAGCAGCCCGGGGUGAAGCGGUCUCGGCUUUCUUACUCAGGUGACCCUAAGAGUCAUGAGGUCCUCUUCCUCCCGUUUAUCGAGUUUUUCUUCCAGAGACUCUCUGUGGAGCCGGAUGCCGGAUCAGAUCUCUGUGUCCGAGUUCCUGGCAGAGACCACGGAGGACUACAACUCACCGACCACAUCGAGCUUCACCACCCGCCUGCAGAGCUGCCGGAACACGGUCAGCGUCCUGGAGGAGGCCCUGGACCAGGACCGGACAGCUUUGCAGAAGGUUAAGAAGUCUGUCAAGGCAAUCUACAACUCGGGACAAGAGCAUGUGCAAAAUGAGGAGAACUACGGGCAGGCGCUGGACAAGUUUGGCAGUAACUUCAUGAGUCGAGACAGCUCAGACCUAGGGGCUGCCUUCAUCAAGUUCUCCAGUCUGGUCAAAGAACUGGCAGCUCUCCUCAAAAACCUGCUCCAGAGUCUCAGCCACAAUGUGAUCUUCACCCUGGACUCUCUGCUGAAAGGCGACCUGAAAGGAGUUAAAGGGGAUCUCAAAAAACCCUUCGAUAAGGCCUGGAAGGACUAUGAGGCAAAGUUUACGAAGAUUGAGAAGGAGAAGCGGGAGCACGCCAAGCAGCACGGGAUGAUCCGCACCGAAAUCACAGGAGCUGAGAUCGCGGAGGAGAUGGAGAAGGAGCGCAGGAUCUUUCAGCUGCAAAUGUGUGAGUACCUGAUCAAAGUAAAUGAGAUAAAGACCAAGAAGGGAGUGGAUCUUCUGCAGAACCUCAUCAAGUAUUAUCAUGCACAAUGCAACUUUUUCCAGGAUGGCUUGAAAACUGCUGACAAGAUGAAGCAGUACAUUGAGAAGUUAGCAGCUGAUCUCUAUAAUAUAAAGCAAACCCAGGAUGAGGAGAAAAAACAGCUCACUGCUCUCAGAGACCUCAUCAAGUCCUCCUUACAGCUGGACCAAAAAGAGUCUAGGAGAGACUCACAGAGCAAGCAGAGUGGCUACAGUAUGCACCAGCUUCAGGGAAACAAGGAGUUUGGCAGUGAGAAGAAGGGCUAUCUGAUGAAGAAAAGUGAUGGACUCCGGAAGGUAUGGCAGAGGAGGAAGUGUUCGGUGAAGGGUGGCAUCCUGACCAUCUCUCAUGCCACAUCCAACAGGCAGCCAGUUAGACUUAACCUGCUCACCUGCCAAGUUAAACCAGGAGAGGAUAAGAAGUGCUUUGACUUGAUCUCCCACAACCGCACAUAUCAUUUCCAGGCAGAGGACGAACAGGAGUUUGUGAUAUGGAUCUCGGUGCUGACCAACAGUAAGGAGGAGGCUCUGAACAUGGCCUUCCGUGGUGAGCAGAGUGCAGGAGAUGACAGCCUGGAGGAUCUCACCAAAGCCAUCAUCGAGGACGUGCUGCGCAUGCCUGGCAAUGAAGUGUGCUGCGACUGCGGAGCGCCAGAGCCUAAAUGGUUGUCCACGAAUCUGGGCAUCCUGACGUGUAUUGAGUGUUCAGGAAUCCACAGAGAGAUGGGCGUUCAUAUCUCACGCAUACAGUCCAUGGAACUGGACAAACUCGGCACUUCAGAACUCUUGCUGGCCAAGAAUAUAGGCAACAGUAGUUUUAAUGAAAUCCUUGAAGGAAAUCUCCCGAGCCCCUCACCAAAGCCUACACCAUUAAGUGACAUGACUGAGAGGAAGGAGUAUAUCAAUGCUAAAUACGUGGAGCACCGGUUUGCGCGAAGGACAGCCACCACAGCCACAGCCAGGCAGGGUGACCUGUUCGAGGCGGUGCGGACUCGAGACCUGCUAGGCCUGGUGCAGCUCUAUGCAGAUGGGGUGGAGCUGCUGGAGCCCUUCCCUGAGGCAGGACAGGACCCUGGGGAGACGGCUUUGCACUUUGCUGUGCGGACUUCAGACCAGACCUCGCUGCAUCUAGUCGAUUUUCUUGUUCAAAAUAGUGGUUCCCUGGACAGGCAGACGGACAGUGGGAACACCGCGCUCCAUUACUGUUGCACCUACGAAAAGCCAGAGUGUCUGAAACUGUUGCUCAGGGGCAAGCCGUGUAUCGAUAUAGUUAAUCAGAAUGGGGAGACAGCUUUGGACAUCGCCAGGAGGUUGAAAAACUCACAGUGUGAUGAGCCCCUGGUGGAGGCAGCUGCUGGAAAGUUCAACCCUCAUGUCCACGUGGAGUAUGACUGGAACCUGCGGCUGGAGGAGAUUGACGAAAGUGAUGAUGACCUAGAUGACAAGCAGCCAAGCCCAGUGAAGAAGGAGCGUUCUCCACGACCACAGAGCUUCUGCCACUCGUCCAGCGUCUCUCCACAGGAGAAGCUGUCCCUGCCAGGUUACUUGGGCCACAAGGACAAACAGCGGCUCUCGUACGGAGCCUUCGCCAACCCCGUCUGCAGCACCUCAGUUGACCAGCCGUCCUCACCUGGCGCAGAUGGCCCUGCAGUGGCUAUCAAGAGCACCACUAAAGCUCCCUCCACUGGACCUCCAACCUCCCUCCCUUUGGGCUCCCAGCCAUGUACAAGUGGCAGCUCCACUCUUUCUAAGAAGAGAGCUCCUCCACCUCCCCCAGGAGGCCACAAACGCACGCUCUCAGACCCCCCCAGCCCUGUGCUCCAGGGCCCCCAGAGCAAAGGAAGUGAGUUGACACCUCCACCUGCAAACAGGACAUCUCCUGCUAAUAAAUUUGAAGGAAUUCAGCAGCAGCAAAGCACUACUUCUAGUAAUACAAAAUCAACACUUGGUCCACGAGUCUUACCCAAACUACCUCAAAAAGUGGCAUUACGAAAGACUCCAGUCAGUGUCCCCUCAGUCGAUAAGCCAAGUCAAGGCCCUGAGGUGCUGCAGAAGCCCGUACAGACUGUAGACACGCCCACCAGAGCUUCAGACACACCAAUAAGAGCCGCAGACACAAUCACCAGACCCACAGAGCCUCCACCCAAAAUUCCACAGCUGGCAGAGAGGCCUACGCCAGGCGAGAUUCCACCCAAACCACACGUCUUAGACUUGCCCCCUAAGCCGCAGUUAUCUGACCUUCCCCCAAAACCGCAGCUAUCUGAAUUACCCCCCAAACCUCAGCUAUCUGAUCUUCCCCCUAAACCUCAACUGAAGGAUCUUCCACCUAAGCCACAGCUCUCAGACCUCGUCUCAAAACCCCCUGUGUCCACGACUAUGGAGCCCACACAGAAACAGCCAACGUUAGAAGAAGCCACUCCCAAACCGCAUCUGUCUGAGGCACAAACCUCCAGUCAGCAGGGCGAGCUCUCACCCAGGCAGGCUAGUGAGGAUACUAACGGUGCACCAGCAGGUGCAGUGGAGAUGCCUGUCCCGCUGCCACGAAAAAUAAACAUGGGGAAGAGCAAAAUCAAGAGGGUCAAGACCAUCUACGAUUGCCAAGCCGACAAUGAUGACGAACUGACCUUCGCUGAGGGAGAGGUCAUCGUCGUCACUGGAGAAGAGGACCAGGAGUGGUGGAUUGGGCACAUAGAGGGUCAGCCAGAGAGGAAAGGGGUCUUCCCUAUGUCAUUUGUGCACAUUCUGUCUGACUGACAUCAUGACUGGCAGGUGUGAAGCCCAUCCCCCUAGCACAAACUCCGCCUCUCUACUCUCACUGGACUGCUGGCUCCUCCUCUGUAUAUAGCUGCUGUAACCCAACCAAAUCUCAAGAACCUAAACAGGAAAAAAAAUACCGUAUCAAUUCCACACUCUCAGAAACAUGAAGGGUGAAAUGCGUACAGUACGUGUUGUUAUAAACUGCGUUAUCCUGCCUACCAGUAUUACCGUAGCCAUGGCAACCCAGCAUGCUGACCUGGGUUUGCAGUAGCUAUCCUCGGAAAACUAGCACUUAACAUUUCUCAGUGUAUGCUGUAACUUUGUGUAUGUGUGCACAUAUGGAAUUAUAUGUAUGUCCAUAUUAAGUGUGUCUAUGUACAUACAUAUGCACAAAUGUAAGUGUAUAUUUAUGUACUUAUGUAUGAUGUAAGUGUGCAAACGUAUGUUAACCCCUGCUUGCUUAUGGAGUCUGCCUGACCCCAAGACAUUUUAGCUUCGUGUUUUCAGACUCAUCUCUUGAAUUCCUGGAAAGACUAAUGGAUCAAUGGAUAAAGGUUUGGCUGAAUAUUAUAGCAGUGUUGAUAGAAGAACAGUGGCAUGAUGAACAGGGAUGAAAACUUUAAUGGUUGUAGACCUCUAAGCAUCUCAUCUCCUAUGCAUAAAUAGUUGUAACUCAGUUAAGGCAAAUUGAGUUCAGUUGGAAAAGGAAAACAGAAUGCAUCAUUGCGUUUGUCUUGUAACUUUCAGUGCCGUGUUAAAGACUCAUCUCCAGCUCCAGAGGAUGCCUGGUGUUCUGGUCAGUGUCUUAGUGUCCACACCGCACUGAUGGCCAACCAUGUGAGUCCUUGCAGCUAUCUUAAAGGCAGAUCAGAUCUUGCAGAACUUGGGGAAAGUGUCCUUGCCCUUUUGGAUCGUGGCAUAAAGCAUAUGCACAACACCAAGCAUACCUGCUCUUCUGCCCUGAUCCAUCUAAAGCCAUGUAUACUGACCUUCCCCUCACACUGCGGUCAAAACAGCUUGGUUGUGGACCUGCGCACGUUGACCUGCACUGGUAAUACAGGUUCAGGAUGCGAAUCUUUUUUUAUUGUCUACUUACAAUAACUGUGGAAUGUGACUUUUUUGUUUUUUAGUUUUAUUUGUAUGUUUGUUUUUGUUUGAAAUUGAAUUCAGGAGAACAAAGCAAUGAGUGACUGGCUCAGUGAUGUGGCUCAGAAUGAACUUAACGCUGCCUCCUGACUUUUCCUCAACCAGGGAGACGAGCUUUCAACUCUAGGGUUUUUAACGUAUUGUUGUAUUAACAGAAGAUGAUGUAUUAAUGAAUGCCUCCUGUACUAAUUUGUUGUUGAUAGUAUUUGCCAUUUAUAGGGCUACAGUAUGUCAGUAUGAAAAGGGAUCUGUGGCAUCCCUGUGAGUGUAUGGGGAAUAAGUGAAUUUCCAUUUGUGUUAGGAUGUUACAAAAUACAUUAGCUAUACUUGGGGUAAAACCACAAAAGUAAGAUUUCAGCACAAGCGAAACCAGUGAUUCUCCAUAAACUACACAAAACCAACAUGAAGACUGUGGAACUGAGUUACUGAUGCACCAUUCUGUACUGUGUAGUUUGAAACCCUCAUUACGAGUCUGUUAUCGGACCAAAAGUGUGAAAUUCUUGUUUAGAUAGGAGACAUUUCACGUAGUCGUGGGUAUCCAUUAACUGGUGAAAGAUUUGUGUUGCCGGUUUUGUAUGACAGGCUACAGAAUGCUCAGCUGAAGUUGGGAAACUUUGAAAAGGCGAGCUUUACGUAUUUUGACAGAACUGGAUGAGCUCCUAAUGGACCAUGUUAGACUGUAUUUUUGCCACUCAUUCCCCUCGGUUUUCGUCUUGUGUUCUUGCUGCACUGUAAGUUUAGUCAGAAGAAACAACUUCGCUAUCGAGUUUAAUCUAUGAAUAAAUAUUUUACGUUGAAACAAA
Colossoma macropomum (tambaqui) is the source of this 5652-nucleotide messenger RNA. It is a transcript of the gene asap1a, whose product is annotated as ArfGAP with SH3 domain, ankyrin repeat and PH domain 1a. Gene Ontology annotation, molecular function: GTPase activator activity; protein binding. Gene Ontology annotation, biological process: positive regulation of GTPase activity. Bases 215 to 3700 code for a protein of 1161 amino acids. Gene Ontology annotation, cellular component: cytoplasm. Lineage: Eukaryota; Metazoa; Chordata; Actinopteri; Characiformes; Serrasalmidae. The transcript has 31 exons. The record is from RefSeq and is a predicted model, not a curated record.